Molecule: messenger RNA, 4449 nt
Organism: Besnoitia besnoiti
Lineage: Eukaryota; Apicomplexa; Conoidasida; Eucoccidiorida; Sarcocystidae
Exons: 4
Coding region: 1-4449 (1482 amino acids)
Source: RefSeq, a predicted model, not a curated record
AUGGAUUUUCCGCAAGCGAGCAGCGCCGCGCCUGCGUGGUCUCCUCUGCCGUCGUCUCCGUCUGGUGGCGCGCCUCGUGCGUCCUCCUCUCCCGCUUCUUCUCUCUCUUCGUCUUCCGCCCUCACCCCCCCCCGGCGCGUCGCAAAAAAUCCGGUUCGCGAGGGCGCCGUCGCUCUGCUGGUCUUUGACUUCUUCCCCGACGACGCCGGCGAAGGCUGGAAUGUCCGCGUCUCGUCGCACAUGUCCGCGAGGCUGCCGCGUGUGCAUCCCGCUCUCUCCGCUUGCCCGUCGUCUUCGAAGGAGGGGGACGUGGAGGCGGCUGGCGAGGAAGACGGGACUGAGGCAGGGACUCGAGAAAACGCCUCGCCAGGAGCGAGACCAAGCCCAAGCGGAGGAGCGAGCCUCCACGCCAGGGAAGAAGAGGGUGGAAGCGCAAGCCAUGACGGCGAGCGACCGCGGGGCGUUGCGGAGGACAGGCUCUCGCGCGGAGAAGAAUGUCGUGGGACAGAGGGCGGCUCCACUGAAGCGUCAUCGCCAGGAGGCACGACCCGCCGCGGCCGCAGAAAGGGAGGGAAGGAUCGGCGUGGCGAUGCCGUUUCCUCGCCGCGCCACGAGGGAGAAGGACGCGACGUGAAGAUAACAGGCGAGGCACUGGAGAGGAGCGAAAGGAAACCGCGGCUCGAGGACGCCUCCCGCUGGAUUCUCGCCCCAAGCGUCCGCGUCCGCACAAGCCAAGAGCUGGCAGCUGCCUGGGCACAGGGGAGGUGGCCUGCGAGCGUCUCAGCCGCUUCGCUGACUUCGAGCCUCCACUCAAAUGCGGAGUGGGAUGGAGCCGUUCAAGCCGGGGCAAACGCGAGCGACACUAACGCGCCAAAGCACCUCGAGCUCGGCGGUCUCAACGACAGAGAGCCUUCAGAUCCAUGUUCUCCCCGUCCCCGCUUGUCUACGCCUCCGCCGGCCCCAGCCUCUGGUGGUGUCUGUGGCGCGCAACACAUCGCGGGCGCCUCGCCCUUCUCGGUAGCGGUGUCAGCGUCUCCGCAUGCGUUUUUGUCCUCGUCCCCGCGUUGCGCAAGCUCGUUCGCGGACGCCGCUUGGUUUCGCUUCCCCUACGCACACGAUAGACGCGACAGCAGAGCCGAAAGCGCCCGCGCGGGCUCCCGCGUCUCCCUCUGGCUGGCGCAGUACCCACUCUCUGUCUCCUUCCCACCUCCGCCUUCAGAGAGCUCGCUGAGAUCUUGCCCCUCUCCCCCCGCGGAGUCGCUUCCUGUGGCGUCGCUUUGCACUUCUCCCGUCGCGCAUGCGCCGGGGUGCCUGUUGCUGCUGGGGCGUGACAGGGUCUUUCCUUUGAACAUCGUCGCCGAGGUCUCUGCCCAGCUGCCGCUUCGGGAGUUGCCUUCGCUGCAGGGGCUCCGCGCGCGCCUCGCCGCGGUCCCCUCGAUGUGCUUCUCAUCGUUUGGAUUUGGCGUGCCUCCGCCGCCAUUGCAUUCGCCUGGGACUGCGGGCCCCGCGGGCGACCUUCUCGCCUCCGGCUCUGCUGCGACGGCCUCGGCUUGCUCUCUCUGCGGUCCGCCGCGCGGAGAGAAGACGCCACGGGCGCGGAAUGCUCGCGGGGGCGCAGGCGAGACGCCGCCGAACCGCGGCGAAGCGACGGAGGCCGCGGACGUCAGAGAGACCGGAGAGGGCGGCGGACCGCUGGCAGAGCGAGCCGACCCAAGCGACUACGGGCUCGAGGCGGCUCCGAGGCAGGACGCGCGAGCGCGACGCGCGGACGACAGCGCUCAGGACAAGAGGGAAGACGAGCUGUGGCGGGAGAAAGCUUUGCUCGUCUCGUCCCGCCUGGCGACGGGGUCUCUCAUGGCUUUCCGAGCAGCUGCGGCGGCCGCGGCCUCGGCGUCGAGCGCGACCGGCGCGCCGUCGCCGCCCGCGUCGCGGUUCGCGGGCACGAAGCGGCGAAGGAGCAAAGCCGACGAGGAGGGCGCCGGAGACGGCGACGGUCAGGGCGAGGACGGCGCGGCGGUCCCUGCUGGCUGCACGCGUCGCGCAGCCAGCAGGGACCGCCGCGCAGACACGCGAGGCGCGAGAAACGGACAAGUCGGCUGUGAAGCGGGGAACGGCAAAGCGGCGGGAGAUCCACGCGAGGCGAACGAAGACAGCGCCCACGCCCACCGCGCAAACCGAGACCUAGAGACUGGAGGGCGAGAGGAGGGGGGAACGCGGAGGAAACAGGAGGUGUCGAGGCAAGCGGCAUCGCCGGAGACAGGCGAAGCCCGUGGAGGGGACGGCUCAGCCGCGACGGAGCGAGGAGACGAGGCGCGACCGGCUAGGGCCGAGCCGGAAACCGCGCCCGUGGAGAGGGAGAGGAACGUGUGUCUCGCGCGAGGCGCCAGAGAUAUCCUGGCGCGCCUGUGGCGACGCGGGGACCAGAAAGCCGUGUGCGCAGAAUGUGUGUCGAGCGGGGCGAUUCUGGGAGGGAGUUGUCCGCGGCACCACGUGAUUCGAGGGCUCUUCGCGUUUGAGCGCUUCACGUCGCUUGCGCAGGAGGAAGACGCUCCGGGGAUGGCGACGCGGCGGGGGAUGCCAUUCCCAGCUCUCGCCGCCAGAGACCACAUCCUGGAGCUUUCCUUCUGUCUCGCAGGCUCCGGGGGGCUCGCCGGCGAUGAAGAAGCCAAAGACACAGAAGAUCGACUAGGGGAGACGGGGGAGAGGAGAGAAUGCUGCUGCUGCUGCGGCGAUGCGCGCGGCGCCGAGGCCGGAACCACAGCGAAGUCUGGCAGCGGGAGAGACGGAAGAAACGGCGACCUGUCGCGCGGCGUAGAGAGGCCCGUUGCCGCGCUCGUUUCUUCCUUCUCUUCGUUUCGAUCUGCGGCGCCUCUCCUGGGCGCGCGUUUCCAUGCAGCCUGCCUCAUGCGGCUCCUCUCGGAGUUCGUGAAAGGCGAGCCGAGCGGAGACCCGAGGGAGGCGAAGUGGAAAGAAAGCCGGGGGGGAAUGGGAGUCGAAAAGGCAGAUGCGACGAGAGCCCGAGGACUGGCGGAGAGAAAGAGAGAAAACCUGUCGCGAGGAGAGAGAAUUCAUCAGUGGGUAGAGACGUGCGCAGGGCAGGCGACUGCCAACAAGGCGCCGUCGAUGCGACACGAGAAAGGCAGAAGCGACUCCAGCAGUGUAGAAGAGCAGAGAGGAUGCGACGCGGAGGAGAACACCGCGAGCGGGCGUGGGGAGAUAGCGGCGACGGCGGAGAAGGGGACCGGUAGCCGUGAAGAGAGCAAGCGGAACGACAAGCAGAAGACUGAAAUAGACCGGCAGAGGGCCUGCGGGGUGAAGGCGAGCGCCCACAGGGCGAGCGACGAGGCCGCGAGUGAGAACCCCGACCGAAGAGAGGCUGCGAAGGAGAAGACGGCGAAGCGAGGAAAAGAGAAGAAGACGACGCGAGGAGAGGGGGAGAACGGGGACGCAGAGACAAGGGAGGACUUAGGUCCUGCAGGAGAGCCCCUCGAGGCGAAGGAGAAAGAGCCGCAGGACGAGGAGACAGUGGGACGGCAGAGAGCGAGCGAGGCGAGAAGCGGUGUACAGGACUUGGAGACAGGGCUUUUGGGUUCGCUGAGAGUCCUGUCUCUUGCCGGCGUAGGCAUCCCGCUCCCGAGCGCGUGCACCCCAUGGCUUGACGCCGCACGGAGUUCUCGGCGGAAGCACGGCGCCGCCGCGCACUCCUCGUCCAUCCUCCCUUCCUCGCCGUCGCCCCCUUCUUCUUCUCUACGCCCCUCGCAUGCGUCGCCCCCGACACCCUCGUUGGCUGUGUUGCCCCCCCCUGCGGUUGGGUCUGCAGGGAACGUUCCUCCUGCGUCUGCUUCCGGUCCGUCGGUUUGCCCUGCGCAGUCUGCCUCAGCGGCCUCCGCGCCUUCUGCGAUGACUGUGGGCGGGUACGUGGGCGGCGGCGAUCGCGCGCGCUGGCUGUCUCUCUUGCGGGCCUGUGCGGCGUCAACCGUGCGGGAGUGGGGACUCUGCGAGGCGCUAGACCGCUUGGCGGACUCCGAGCGCCGCGUGCCUGCUUCUGCGUCGAGUGGGAAAAAAGCCGAGACCGAGCGAGAGAAGCGGACGCGCGAAGACCGCGCGCCGGCCGCAGAAGAUGAGCCAGAGGGCGACGCAAGCGGAGACGCGGAGAGCGUGACCAAGAGGCAUAUGAAGGAGAGAAGCCGAGAGGAAGGAGAGGACAAGGCGUGCGCGCAGGAAGAAGACGACUCAGAGGCAGACGAAGACUGCGAAGAGAAGGCUGACGCGGGCGGCGAGGCGCGUCCUUUUCUGAGACUGGAAAUCGCGAGCGCAACGCGAAUGAUCGCCAGAGGCCUGCCGCCCUCCGCAGAGAGAAAUGCCCUCCUGUACAGACACCGCAGAGGCGGAGAGGCAGAACAGGAGAAGGCGAGAAGCGGCACCCUGAAGCUAAGCGGCGCGCUCUAG